Messenger RNA from Lymnaea stagnalis (great pond snail), 10266 nucleotides. The record is from the annotation of a GenBank genome assembly. Lineage: Eukaryota; Metazoa; Mollusca; Gastropoda; Lymnaeidae.
CCACAGUAACAUGUAUUCUCAUGAAUGGUGAUGGCAGUGAUGGUGAUUCUAGAAUGGUAAAAUGAUGACGAUGAUUCUAAAAGUAAUAGCUCAUACUGCUAGGUUUUGUCAUUCAAGAGAAAAGUUAAAGAUUUUGUUUUAACUUUCUGUUACUAAACGGUCUAUAUUCAAUAUAGUAUAGCAUAGGCUUACUGCAAAAGUGAGUGGCAGCAAACAACAAGAUAAGAUUAAUAAGAAAUUGUUAAUAGAUGAGUUGGCGAAGGAUGUAAAUAAGCGUUAACCAGGUAAAGGAAUUUCAAGUUUAUUUCAGCAUUUAUGCAGGAUGUUAUUUUACUUUGGUUUUUCUGUCUGAAAGGAAAACACCUGAAACAAUUAGAUUAGUUAAAUAAUGCUUUAAAAAUACGAGUAGGGCCUAGUGGUAGUAGUAACUCUACUUACUUGUGUUUAACAUUUUUAAAAUUAACCAUAAAACUAAAUUAACUAAUUUUUAUAUUUAUAUUGGCCUGGACCUAAACAAUUUAUUUAAUUAUUGAAUAUGGACCAUGGAAAAGUUGAUAGGAAAUCAAUUUGUUCUUCUUCUUCAUUUUUGUAAGAAAAGGAAGAUAAAUUAAAUAAUAAAUAUGUCUGAGUUCUUUUCUUUUGGAUACAAAAAUAAAAUUAUAAUUACUCUAAAGCUUGUCCACAAAAUAACAUUGCUUAGAGAUAUAUUAUCCAUAUUUAAUAACAUUAAAAUCAAGGAAUAAUCAAUAAUCAAUCUGGAUUUUCAAGAAAUAGGAACUAACCUUCCUUAAAGUUACAAAAACCUUUUGAAAAGCACUCGAUUUCUUCUCAAAUUCCCGAUUUUUUAAAAAUUGUCCAUUGAGUUUCAAUUUUAUAGCUUUGCAAGCUGGCCAUCUAUGGGUGAAAAAAAAUUGGGAAUUCCCAUUUUAUACUUAAUAUUUUUGAAGACGUUCAAUUUCUAAAUGCAUCCAACCGUAUAAAUAUCGCCUCUGUGUACUCACAGCCACAAUGAGAGACCUUACUUUAAGUUUAACCAUAUCUCUUUCAAAAAGAUUUAUUUCCACCGGUACAGUAAAACCAUACGUUGAGUUGGUUUAAGUUUAAGUUGAGAGGAAGGAUUGCAAAGACAUUUUUACACAAUCACAAUGGCCCUACAAACAGAACUACACAUUUCCUCAAAAGAACUCUAACUCUAAGUAAGACUUAAGCUUAAUUUCUGUGUAUUUUAAGUAUCAUGGAACGUCGGCUAAGGAAAUUAAUCCGUUCCUCGAUUCCAUUCCUCAACGAAACAUUCGCUAACCCAAAUAACUUUUCCCUUUGAAUAGAAAAGUAAAUCUUAUUCGUCUGUUUCAAACUUACUAGGAAUAUUGUUUUUAAACACAGUUGAGCGACAUUAGCCGCCUUCAGUGCCCCUUUGUACGGCACACUCAUACAGUACCCAAAAGGGGCACCUCCAACAGAGGAGAUUUUGGGCCCGAGGGGAAAGAAUAGCACCAUUAGCGAUGCAGAAAUCGAAGCUAAUCUAAUGGCUCUGAAACAGUUAAACCAUAUUUCCAAACAUCGUAGUAUUUACUGGCUCAAAGCUUGCUCCUUGAGCUAUGUGAAUGGGCUCAUUAGAAGCAAAAAUGGUAAAUGCAGCACUAAACAUCAUGCAAGACAUACACUCCAAUGGAGGCAGUGUGGUCGUUCAGCAGUGUGGUCGUUCAGCAGUGUGGUCGUUCAGCAGUGUGGUCGUUUGGGACUACCCCCAAGCGAUAGAGAUAACAAUCUAGCGAAUCCGCCCAUCUCAAAAACAGAAUAAAUAAGGAUGCAAGAAUGGUCAGGGCUUCUUACACAUACCAACAGUGAAAUAAGUUAUUUUACUUCAGGGCAGCCCCAAGAUGUAUUGCUCUACCGGGAUAUUACCUUGUGGGUUUCUUGGCAUGGUGUCUCUCUUAUUUAUUGCACCGAUCUUCCCGGCUAUGACCAAAUGCAAAGCGAGAUAACAAGAGCCAUCCAAACAAGUUUGAUAACUCGACAGGAAAAGAUAUACUUUGCUUUGAUCUUAGCCAAAAUGCCAAGGAGCGUAUUAGAUUGCUGCUGUCAGCGCGAUUUAAAAAUGACCUGGUCACAUUGAUUCUCCCUUAUAAUAGGACCCGCGAGGACGUAUAGGAAGGCAACUACUUCAGGGUCAUCACAAAGAGGAUGCAGAGAAUCCCUUACAUCGGCUGGAGGCCCGAACAUGUAGGCAAAAAGUCAUAGUUCAAUCCAAAUGGGAGGUAGUGGGUGAGCCAGUCAGAAUCCUACUUGGACUGUAGCACCAUGGAUCCACCAGAAUGGAGGGAUGUAAUGAAACAAGCUAGUUCUCUACAUGGGCUGUAGCGCCAUGGAUUGACCAGAAUGGAGGGAUGUAAUGAAACAAGCUACUUCCCUACAUGGGCUGUAGCGCCAUGGAUCGACCAGAAUGGAGGGAUGUAAUGAAACAAGCUACUUCCCUACAUGAGCUGUAGUGCCAUGGAUCGAGCCGAAUGGACGGAUGUGAUGAAGCAAGACAGAUCCCUACAAAUGGGCUGUGGUGUUAUUGAUCUGCCCGAAUCGAAGGAUUUGUGGGGUCGGUCAGAGCCCUUCAUAGACUAUGGCGCCACUGAUGGUGAUGAUGAUAAGGGGCGGGUCGCACCUUUUCAUAAAGAAACCUUUCAAGUGGGCUGAAAAUACCGACCCUUAUUAUUGAGAAAUAAAUGCGCGCCAAGGCCGAACUACCCUUCACCACACUUCCAUGGCCUUCCAUGUAACCAAAAAAAAAAAUAUUUACAAAGAGUCAAUUAAAUAUUAAAUUCAAAGUAUUACUAUUUUUCAACGUGACUUACUGAGAGACAACGUCAUCAAUUAGUCCUGAUUAAUUAUUCUAAAUGAUUUUUAUUUUUAAUCAUGAUGAAGGUCCUAUUUUUAUUUUUAUCAUUGUAUGUGUUUUCCAUAGCGGGGUGGGCGUCAAGUGACAAACCUAAACCUAUACUACAGGCGCCCAUAGUUAUGUAUAUUUAAAAAAAAAUGAAAUAUCUAAGAUUAAAAAACACAUUAAUAUUAAUAACUAAUCUGACUAUCUCUAAGAUACUUUUUAUAAAUGGAAUUUUUUUUUUUUUAACUCGGGUGAGUUGACGACAUAAAUCAAAACUUGUUUUGUUGAAUUUAAUCGAAUGUAAAGUUAUCAUUGUUUUAAAAGAAUUUGAUUCCGGUAUUUUAAGUGAGUACUUAUUUAAUGAAAUAUUAUUCCACAGCGAAUACCGCAAACAUUGUCUGGUGCUAAAUGUGAUGAAGUCAGGACAUCUAAAAAUAAAUUGAAUCUAGAAGCAAUGGAAACAAGUUUAAUAGUUCUUGAUGUGAGUCAGUGCAACGUACAAAUUCAGUUGACUUCACUAAAACGGGGGGGGGGGGGGUUUCAUAUAUGUGAAUAAUGACAACGCACUAGUUUAGCGAAUUUUGACACCCCCUCCCUAUUGUUACACGUUUAUCAUAAAACUUAGACAACCUUUUUACCAAUCCUCACAAAUUAGUGACUGCCCCUCACCCCCCUUUUCCAGAUGUGUCCAAAUGCAUGACAAUGUUGCAAGAGUAUGUAGUAAAACAUGACAUUAAAACCGUAUUGAUAAAAAAUGUAAUAUGCCAUAUGCCUUUUAUUUUAUUGUCGUGAUAGUUAAAUGCUUUCAAAAAUAAGCCUGUAGAACAUUCCAAUAUUUCAACAAUUAAAUUUAAGUGUCCAAAAACUGAACUUUGCAAAAUUAUAAUGAAACAGAGAAACCAUAAUCUAUAAAAUGAAUAUAUAAUUUUUGUUUUUAAUCUUUCAGAAUAUACCUCCCUCGUACAGCGAAGAGCUGAUGACCGAACACAUAGAAGCUGUCUUAGAAGUUGACGUGAAGUGUGCAAGGAUGAUUGGAAGGUCGGCUCUCUUUUCACUGGAACAGAACAUUAACGGUACAGCUCAGCGAUUGGGCAACGUUGAGAAUCAUAGAACCAAACAAUGAUUGAAAAGACAGACUUUUAGGAAGAUACUUCAAUACUUCAGAUGGAAGAUCGCUAAACAAACUACUCUAAUACAUUUAACUUCUUUUUUUUUUUUGCCUCACAACAUGGGCGCCCGCAGGGGGGGGGGGCAAGGGGGGCACUUGCCCCCCUUGCUUGAUCGGAUACAAAGAUUUUAGGCAAAAAUGGACAAAACAUUUAUUAAAGUAAAGAGAAAAAAAAGAAAAAGUAAAUAAGCUGAUGUCCUGUCUUACAUUUAACUUCUUUUUUUUUUUUUGCCUCACAACAUGGGCGCCCGCAGGGGGGGGGGGCAGGGGGGGCACUUGCCCCCCUUGAUUGAUCGGAUACAAAGAUUUUAGGCAAAAAUGGACAAAACAUUUAUUAAAGUAAAGAGAAAAUAAAGAGAAAGUAACUAAGCUGAUGUCCUGUCCGUUCGUUCACCAUACAAAUACGCUACAGUAAAUUAAAACUAUAUUAAACAUUACUAAAUAUUUUUUGCCCCCCCCACCUGGAAGGUUAAUCGAUUUCCCCCCCCCCCUCCUAGAAAGGUUUCUGCGGGCGCCCAUGCCUCACAAUUAAAUAGUUUUAACACUAUAUAAAUUUUUAUGCUAGAUAAAUUGCUCGUGUAUAUUUUCAAAUCACAUUGUCAAAUUGUUAUCUAUUGGGUCAAUCGGAUAGUUCAUGCUUUAAAAAAAAAAAAUAAUAAUAAUAAUGGUGAACAGCGAGAAAGUGAUCAGACGUGACUACUGGUCCCGACCCUGCAUUUCAGAAUUUAAAAAUUAAUUUUAAUUUGCUGACUAACAAUAGCAUCAAAUGAUUGGCUGACUAACAAUAGCAUCAAAUAAUUGGCUGACUAACAAUAGAAUCAGAUAAUUGGCUGACAAACAAUAGAAUCAAAUGAUUGGCGGACGACGUCAUCAGCUAAUCUUUUUUUUCACCCCCUCAAUAUAUUUAUGUUAUGUUUUUUAUGCUUUUAUUUCCAACAAUAAACAUUAACAUAAAAAUAUAUAUAGAGAUAGGCUCUCAAUAAUUAAUAAUGUUGACUAACUGCUUGCGUCCGGAACAAACUCUUCCAUUGCACACACUCACUACAGUCUCUCUGCGUAUGCGUGCUCUUUGACUUAGUUGGCUAUCGGGACGGUCUAGUUCGCUAGUCCACUAUACCAAUUUCUGUGAACUAUGGACAUUUCCAGUAUCACGUGGUUUAUGCAAAUUCAUCUUUUUAAAGGAAUAACUUUGCAUCUGCUUUUAAAUAGACUGUUACGUUUACUUAAAGAAUGUCAUUUUAAAAAAAGUAUUUAGUAAUAAACGUAUUUCCUGGUGUUUAUUUAAUAGAGACUAAAAAUAAUUAAUUCGAAAUGUAUGGUGAAGCAUCGAUACGGUGGUUAAAAAGAUACUCAUAUUUUAUUCCGAAAAUAAUGAAUCCAUAAACAACGAGGAAAAAGUAAGACAAGGUAUGUGCUGGACGCUUUGUCCUGAACCGCCACAGGAAUACCUCUACUGUUGGCAGCAUGCUGGAAACUCUGGGCUUGUCACCAUUGGAGGAACAACGACGACAAUCCAGGCUCUCCAUGAUGUACAAAAAUGUGCUGAUCCACUGGUAAAGCAUUAAACAUAAACUCGCCCCCUCCCCCAUAAACAGCGACGAGGCCAUGACAAGCAGUUCUGGCUCAUUCCAGCGACAAGCCAGUAUAGGAACUGCUCAUUGCUUCCAUAGACAAUCAGGGACUGGAACAAGCUUCCAAAAGGAACAGUUGAGGCGACAACACUUGACACAUUUGCGUCUAUUGCCUCAAGCCAUCCAACCCCCAUUGCAUGACACCCUCACAAAGUAGUUCUUGCAACCAGCGAAAUAUCCUCAUCAAAACCAGGCACAGAAAGAUUGUAAGUACCCUCUACAUACAUAGGAGCCAGAAAGAUAAAAAAAUUGAUCGUGGACUCUUAAUAUAUAGAAGAAGAAAAGACAGGACAAUAAGAAAUGAACGUUUCGGCUCAGAGCCUUCCUCAAUCUUCCACAUACCUUGUAAUACUAUUUCCUUUACACGACUUCAGCGCAGUCAUUUAUUUAUUAUCGUAUUCAAACAAAACUUCAUUGAUGUACUUUUCAGAUUUCGAAGAAGCUGCAAAAAAGGUGAAAAAAGUAUCACUGGAAGGCCAGACCAUAAAAUUACUGCCCGUUGAUAAAAAGGAAGCAAGGGCUGCUGUUAUAUAUGAUGUCAAGCCUCACGCUCUCAAAGAAACAUCUCAGUAUAUUAAACAGCGAUUUUUACAUGGCAGAAGCUGCGUUUCAGCAUGCAAAUUCUGGUCAAAAUAUAAUUUGGGAAUAAUUCAUUUCAAGUCAGGAGCUGACAAAUGUAAGUAAUAGUAAGUUAAUUUAAAGACACUUUGUAAUCGAUCAUAUUCAAUUCAAAAUGCGAUGCACUUACACUAAUCUAAAUAUAUUCGAUUAUUUGCUUGUGUUAUUAUCGUCAUAUUUUCGAAAUGCCUGCUCUAAAAACUUAAGUAAAGAUUUAAAAUACUCAAAAUGAGUAUAUACAUCUUUUUUUUAGCUGUAGAUCUGGAAUUUUUAUAGUAAUGGUUAUACAAGAAAUUAUCUGGAGUCAUGGAUAGCGUAGAAUUUAGGUUAGCUGGGGACUCACCUUUUUUAUUUUGUUUUGAAACAAAAAUGUUUUAGUGGAAGACAACUUUUUUAAUUUAUUUUUAUUUUUUACUUGUUCUUUGUUAUAAAUAAGAGUUCUUUGAAUAAAUUUAUCGAUGCACCAUACCUCAAAGUUAUAAUAAUUUUGAUAAAUAUGGUUAUAAAUUAAAUAUUUUUAAUGAUCAUUUAUCAAUAUGUUCUACAAUUUUAUUUUUUUUUAAUUCUUUUUUUUUGCAGUAGUAAGCAAGUUAUUUGAAAAAGAAAAACACCAACCAGUAAGAGGUGUUACCGUCAUUAUCCAACCCUAUUACUACAACUUCCACGAUUUAGUGGAGAAGCGAUUUACGCCUGACUCAAGACUAAGCGUCAAAACACCAGUGCGUUCAGACGGAAAAAACAAAUCACAGUAUAAAGCAGAGGACUCCAGUGAAAGUGAAUCAGAAUCUGAUGAAAGUAGUGAUGACCAAUGUGAUCCAGAAAAUAUUGGUGAACAAGAAUCAGAUGACAGCUGUGUAGACCAAAAUGGUAGAGCAAGUUUUGGUAAACAAAAAUCGGAUGCCACUAGUGAAUACCAAAGGGGUAAGGAAAUUAUUGGUGAACAAGAAUCAGAUGACAGCAGCGAAUACCAAAGUGGUAGCGAACGUAUUGACGAACAAGAACCAAGUGACAGUGGAGAAGACCAAAGCGACAGAGAAGUACAUAGUGAAGAAGAAUCAGAUGUGAGUUACAGCAGUGAAGACCAGAUAAAGGAAAAUGGUGUCAGACAUAAGCGCAAUUAUUCUGAUGUAACAGGAAGCGAUGGAGAUAGCACAUACUCAGAGUCGGAAGAUGACUGCUUGGAAGAAAACACUGACAAGAAGGAUGAGAAAACCCGUGUUUGUCUUGAGAAAAUGCGUGCAGUUGACACUGAUUAUGAUGACAGCAAAGGAGAACAGAAUCUAUCAGAUACAGAACAAAAUGAAAAUGAUUUUCAACAGGCAAAAUCUAAAGAUGAAACACUUAAAAAAUUUGAAAAAACUGAAAAUGUUUCCUUAUCCUCCGAAACAAAAAGUCUCUCAAGGGAAAGAGAAGAGCAUGCGAUGACCAAAGCACAAUAUAUGCUACUGAAGGAGCACUUUGGUACGUUCGACAACUGUAGCGUCCAAUUCAUACAUGUUGAGAAAAUUGCAGUUUUUGAAGGUGGCGGAAGAGAAGUGUCUGAUCGCCAUUGGAAUAUGUUUUUGGACCUUAGAGAUAUCGUAAGCGAUAAUCUGAAGUUAGAGGGCUGCCUGCCUCAGUUACUCGCGGGAGGAAAGGGAACAACUUUUUUAGAAAGUCUUAGAGAAAUGGAAAGUGUAGCAUACUGUGUCGAUAAGGACGAGCUGCUACUCGCUUCAAAAAGCAUAAAUUCCUUGAGCAACGCCGCUAAAAAACUGAGAGAGGUUUUAAACUAUAAGGAUACAUUCAAAAUAAAAAAUGGCAAGAUACCACAGGAGGAACUGGAUAAUCUGAAGACAAAUUUAGAGGAAAAGCUAUUAGUUCAAGUGUCAUGGAAUGUAAACCAAGAGGAAAUAUUUGUUGAAGGGCUCAAAGGCGAUGUACUCCUAGCAACAAAGGACAUAAACCUAUUAAUUGAAAAGUUUAGUGCAGUUACUAAAACAUUUGUUAUUGAAGGUUAUGUGGCCAAUUACAUACGUAGGUAUCCGUCGUCUAAAAUUAAAUCAAUAUUCAAAAAUGUUAGAGACUGGACUUAUGAUGAGGGCGAUGACAAUGGUCCAAUGACUUACACUUUUACCGGUGAACAAAGCUCGGUCAAUGAAGCGGACAGUUCGCUACAGUCGUAUGUGAGUAACAUAGUGACUCGGAAGAUAGAUUUUGAAAAGGAGUCUUUCGAUAUAGAAGAUAUUAAGCUUAUAGCUUUAGGAUUAAAGACGGAGGAAAUGAAAAGUAAAAUUGAGAAGCUUGAAAUUCAGGAGAAAUGCAUUCUCAGAGUUCAACUGCCACGCGAUUCUAGCUUUAAAAAUAAGGAAAACAACUCUCAGACUAAUCCUGACAUUUUUAAUGCUGGUACACCGUGUAGAAUUCAACUGAAAACUGGAGAUAUCAUUACCGAGAAAGCCGACGUGCGUGUGUGUGUGUUGGAUGAAUCUGUCAGUUUAAGAAAAACACAGGUUGGAAAAGGCUUUAACAGAGCUUGUCCUCAGCUACAUGAGCAGCUCAAAACACUUCAGAAACAGAACCCGUCGUCUCUUGUCCAUAUAGUAAAAGGACCAUUCUCGCCCCCUUUAUCAUCCUGUGUUGCUGUAUGUGGCGUCAUACUUAGCGUUUGGGAUGAGGUUUCAUCACCAACUAUUUUAGCAAAGGUAAUUACUAAUGUUUUAGUGGAAGCCGUCAAAAUAGGAGCCAAGUCUGUCUCGCUUCCUACUUUGGGACACGGCAAGCUGUUCAAAUUUCCAUCGGAACGCAUAUCUGAGAUAUUGAUAGGUACACUGAAGUCAUAUCUACAAUCAAACAAGGAGCUCGACGACGUCAUCAUAAUGACUUUCGAUCGAGAAAUGUUUGACGCCCUUAAAUUGGUUGCACGGCAGGAGCUGAAACCUUACUUGCAAACAUCUCGCGGCGUCGAGUCUAGUGGAGGGAACAGAAGAGCCGACAGCGUCGAUGACCAGGCAUUAGAUCUGGGAGCACCUGGAAAUUUAGAAAUCUCUGUCACAAUGGCGAGGAUAGAUGAUCCGAAUAAAACACUUAGAAACGUAACCAAACUGAUCAAAAAGAGAUGUUUACAUAGUGUGAGUUUCGAACAUGCCAUGUUGUCAGUCUUAGACGAAAUGGUGAAAGAAAAGGCUGAAAAUAAAUUAAUACAUGUCAUGAGAUCGACAGAACGUUCUAUGACAAAACUGACGAUUAAAGGAUUUGACAAACAUGUCAAGGAGCUGGAAAGUGUCAUAAGAACUGAGUUGAAUAAAAUACAAACCGCUAUGCAAAAUAAAAAUUUUGCCUCCAGCGAUGCCCCACGGCGAGGUACUCUGGCUUUUUUAUCAUAUGCAGCAAAUAUUUCUGAAAUAUGCCCUUCGUAUUGGACAUUUUGUCAACAGCCAAAUUUUUGGAAGCGCAUUUUAGGUAGUUUAAAUUAUCCCGUUGCAGGCACAGACAAAAAACAUGAGCUCAUAGUACGAGUUGACAAAACAACAAAAAAGGCGAUUGUUGAACUAUUUAAAAAAACUUGGGAUUCCACAAAGUCAGGAAUGGGAAGUGAUGCCAAAGGUUUAGUAGCUAACAUGGGCUGCGAGGUGUUGCAUGUUGAGAGGAUUGAGAACCGUGCUCUUUUUGAGUCUUAUGCACAGACACGAAAAAAUUUAUUUGAAAAAUAUUGUAGGUUCGGCAAUCUGUGUGAAGAUUUCAGUCGAACUUUACCAAGGGGACAGAUCAAAACCACUGAGAUACUUCCAAGCUCUUUAAGAGAACAACUGUAUCAUGAAGUCAAUGAGCAUUAUCUUUUUCAUGGAACAAAAACGACCCUAGUUGAUGCUUUGAUUCAACAUGGCCCUGAUCCCAAACUCUGCACACACGCAAUGCUUGGUAGUGGCCUGUAUUUAGCGGAGGCAUCAAUCAAGUCGGAUCAGUACGCAGGUAACUUCUUUUUAAUAAAAUAG